GAAGAAGGCAGUAUAGCCUGGACUCUCUUGCACAUGCUCUACAACUUCCUCAUGACGACUCAGGACAACAGCCGGUCGCGAUACCACCUGCCGGAGCUCUACAGAUCAUUCCUGAAGUCGAACGUUGCACGCAAGCUGCUGGAAGAUCAGAACUGCAAGAUGACGCGCUCCGUGCUCUGCACCAUUCGAAAGCUCCAAGGUCUGGUGAACCAUCCCUUCCUUGUUCGAUCGAAGAACCAGCAGCUUGAGGCGGGCUUCGACGACGAUGAGACCAGGGCGAUGUUUGCGGACAUCGAUCGCUUGGACAGCCGCCAAAAGCCCGAGAAUCGGCCGGUUCACGAG
This is a messenger RNA of Symbiodinium necroappetens, 342 nucleotides long. The record is from the annotation of a GenBank genome assembly. Lineage: Eukaryota; Dinophyceae; Suessiales; Symbiodiniaceae.